AUUUCCUUAAUUUUAUUUUAAAAUAUAGGUUUAAAAUUAAGUUAAGAUGUACAGUAAGAAGAAAAAGAUAAAAUACCACGAUGUGGUGUUUGAUAAUACCACAAGAGAUGCCAUCCCCAAGCGAGGGUAUUACUCCGAACUUGUCGCCAACAUGCUCAAAGAAGAACCAUCGAAAGAGCAGUGCGCUAAGAAGAGAAUGAAGUUAAUACUGCAGGCAAAAACAGACAAGUUGGCUCCGAUGCUGAUCUCCUUGCCCAAGCCCCAGAAGCCGAAGGUUCUGCUGCCGCCUGGCCGCUGGACUACUUACAGGGAGGACGAGAGUGUCCAAUUUCCGUUUGAAACGUUCGUCCCGAAGCUGCAAUUCUUGAGUGUUGUGUUGCCGAAAGAGUUACCCAGACUGGUUAAGAUCGAACGUCUAAGGAGGAAGUUCCUGGCUUCUAAUAUCAAGAAAAUGCUCCGAGAGUUGGGCAUCCAACCGUACUGGCUUAUCCCACCGUCGGAGUAUCCCAUACAGGACAACGUGCGUUAUGGCCUGUACAGCACAUACCCAAAGUUGGACCUGGAGGUAUUCGACAAUACCGACUUUGAUUGCAGGGUCCCAGAGGAAUGGCUGGCGUUAGGUAAUAUUGAAGGAGAGCUCUACCCGUGUCCCGGGCUCGCGUUCGUGCCCAAAGAGGAAGGUGCCAACAGGGGUCCUGGGGAUAUUAUACAAAUGCUCAACAACUUGUAUGAGUGGACCAAUGUAGCGAUAUACAGCUUCGAUAAACUCACUGAUAAGUGGGAAGUGAUGGCGUUGGAUGGCUCCAAGCGACGGUUCAACAUCCCCCGUAUUCGUCUGAUGUUCAAAGCAGACGACCCCGAGACGUUUGCGCAACGAGUUAAAUUCGCUAUUGACUUCCGCAACGAAGUGGAGAAUAAUAUAAGGUUCUAUCUAUAUCUGGACUGCCUGAUCUUGCACGGGCUUCCGCUGAUGCCCCUGCAGUACAUGCCGGGCAUCGUACGAAUGGUGCGGAUACACAAGCAGGCCAAGGACGUGGACGAGGAACAUAUGAUCAGGCUUAGACAUGAGGCGGAGCUCCUGUACUCAAAGAUGGAGGGCAAAAUGAAAAUGAUAUACAUGGUACAAAAAUAUCCCGGCAUGUACAACUUUGUUCGACCACCGACCAAAGAAUACGUACCCCCUGUGCCGAAAUACGGUCGUAAGAAAUGUGUGAUGGAAGAUUUCGCUGGACGUAUGAAGUAUAACCAAUGGUAUUCGUUGUAUGUACUUACAGAGUCCGUCUCUUGUAUACACUUGGUUGUAGAUGAGUGCUUAAAGGUAGAAGGGAUGUUGUUUUUCACCCUAAAUUACGGCAGGAAUGUCGGACUACCGGAGUUUGAUGCUGCACAACAGCAUUGCACGCAAAUGAUGCUUAAAUAUCUGACCAUAACCUGGUUGAACAACACCGCACACGCCAUCAGGAUGUCAUUCAGAGAUGUUGGGAAAGGAUGGUUCAAUAUCUACGAGAAGCAGUGGCAGUUUUACUCUGUUAGCAAACUAUGUCGAUUCAUGCAGCUUGUAAGAUUCCGUAUGCAGUAUGCACUUCGGUACUGCAUUGAACAAUCAAUGCUGAUGUUUGUGACGCUGUGCGAGACGCCCUGCUUAGUGACGUACAGCUGCGAGGAAGACUAUGAGUGGGACACGAACGACCUCAUCAACUCUCCCUUCACCUCGCACACCCCGCCCCUCUUCUACUUUCAUCUAAUGAUGAACGAGGAUGGACCUUAUUAUACCACGCCGCCGGAGCAAUUUGAGAUUGUAAUCCAGCGUUUAUUCCGCGAGAUGCUGUAUCGAUGCCACUUCAUACCUCAAGUCCAUCCUAUGAUCCUAACUGGUCUGGUUUUCGACAACGAGCUUGUUCUUACGUCUAUAGGUCUAAUGGAACCUAAUGUGGUGGACUAUCGCGAGAGGCUUCUGAAGGCGUACCGCAAGGCGAUCAUCCCGCUCAAAGCAUACAUGCGACAGUACGAAGAAUAUAGGGACAUAUUUCUUCUCACCAUCGAGGACUAUGUCGAAAACUUCCGAGAAGAGAAACAUUCAGCGUCAGAGACAAGAGAAGAGGUGCAGACCCACUACGACGCUAAGGAGGCGCUUAUUCUACGUUUGCCGCAGUACAUUACUAUUGGGCCCUUCUCUAUAAACGUUGACACAUUAAAGCAACUGCUAGUAACGAAGCGAUCAGAUAUAAUGAAGGCGCUGCUAGUAAUGUGGGCGGAGGAGGUACGCAUCGCGGUGGAUGACGUCAUCAUGACGUACAAGUCAGUGAUGCGCAAGCUGGGCGAGAAACCGAACACUAUCGAGCAGGUCUUCGAGAUCAGAGAGUGGAUGGAAAGCAUUCCUUUCGCAUUGAAGACACAAGAUGACAACAUGAAGAAAAUUAAUACGGAUUACGAAGUGUUGGAUGCAUUCUUUACGCCGCUAGAAAAUGAAGAUUUCAGAGCAUUGUGGGAGGCUAUAGGAUGGCCGCUUGUUAUUACAAAGCAGGUUGACGCAACAACGGACUUCUUGGAGGAGGAGCAGGAGAAAUUCUGGAAGUUGCACCAGCAGGACGAACAAACACUCUUUGACAAGAUAGAUAUGUUCACCUCGCAGUGCAUGGCGCUCACGCUGCAGAACGACAUGACCAGGGUGCAUGAAAUAGCAAACGACAUCAAGAAGGCAUGGAAGGCGAUGAAGGAGUCUCAAGAUUGGGGCCGUGUCCUCAACCAGCGGCAGAAAUUGUUCGGACAGCCCGUGAUACCGUUUGCGGAUCUUAACAGACUUGUUAAAGAGUUUGAGCCGUAUAGAAACCUCUGGGUGACAGCUUCUGAUUUCUUGAAAUCACGCGAGGUGUGGUUCGACAACCCGUUGAUGUAUGUCGACGCUGACACCAUCGAGCCUCUUGUCAGCGAAUACUACAAAACCAUACUAAAGUGCAUUCGUACUUUUGCCGAUCUGCCUAAAAUACAGAAAGUUGCUGUGGAUAUUAGGGACGAUAUCGAUAAUUUCAAACCACUGAUACCGAUCCUCCAAGCUGUCAAGAAUCCCGGAAUGAAAGAAAGGCACUGGAAGGAGUUUAUGGAUAGAGCUGGUAUCACGGUGACAAUGAACGAGAAACAAACGUUUCAAAUGUGCCUGAAGCAGGGCGUGGCGGCGCACGGCACGCUCAUCUCGGAGAUCGGCGAGCUCGCCUCCAAGGAAUAUGUUAUCGAGCAGUCACUCGACAAAAUGCUCAAUGAGUGGGCCAACAAGGUCAUGGAAGUAUCUCCUUAUAAGACUACAGGCACGUACAUAAUGAAGAUAGCAGACGAAACGCUGCAGUUGCUGGACGAGCACUUGCUGAAUACGCAGCAGCUGGGCUUCAGCCCCUUCAAGGCUGCCUUCGAGCUGCGCAUCCAGGAGUGGGACGACAAACUGCGCCUCACGCAGCGCGUCGUCGACGAGUGGAUCGAAUGCCAGAAGCAAUGGAUGUAUUUGGAGCCGAUCUUCAAUUCUGAAGAUAUCUCGCGUCAGCUACCCUUCGAAGCCAAGAAAUAUGGCACCAUGGAGAGGAUCUGGCGCAGGAUUAUGGGCACCGCUGCUGCUUGCCCUAAGAUAAUGGUAACGUGUCCCGACAGUCGGUUACUCGACAGUCUGGUGGAAGCGAUACAUCUGCUGGAGAUCGUGGCCCGAGGUCUCAGCGAGUACAUGGAGGUGAAGAGGAUCCGGUUCCCGCGUCUCUUCUUCCUCAGCGACGACGAACUGCUAGAGAUUCUCUCGCAGUCACGCAAUCCGCGCGCUGUGCAGCCACAUCUCAGGAAGUGCUUUGAGAAUAUCGCCAAGGUUACUUUCGAGGUCGAUUUGAAGAUAACAGAAAUGCAUUCGAGUGAAGGCGAAAUUGUGGAAUUGAAAUACAAAUUCUAUCCAACCGCAAACGUGGAGCAAUGGCUCUUACUGUUAGAAGAUACUAUGAGGCAUACAAUUCGUCUGACGCUGGUGGCGGGUCUGGAGGAGCUGUACCGGCUGCCACGUAACCAGUGGGUGCUGCGGUGGCCGGGCCAGGUGGUGAUUGCGGGCUCGCAGCUUGCAUGGACGGCUGGUGUAGAGGAAGCCAUCACGGAGUACCGCAUGGAGGAAUUCUUUGAACAAAUGCUGCAACAGUUGGACAGCUUGCGCGCGCUGGUGAAGGGCGAGCUGACGUUCUUCCAGCGCGAGGUGCUGUGUGCGCUCAUAGUGAUAGAAGUACAUGCUCGUGACGUCACUGCCACGCUCGUUGACGAGAACGUCAAGAACGUGAACGACUUCCAAUGGACCUGUCAACUAAGGUACUACCAAAUGGUCCGCGAAAUGAACCCGCUAGAGGAGGGGGAGUCGCCAGAGAUAUACCAGGAUGAGGACCAUCUGGACACAUCCGCGUACUACCGCCAGUUCAGCCAGAACACCUGCGACGUGCGCGCACUCAACUCCGUAUUUACAUACCAGAACGAAUAUUUGGGUAACAGCGGUCGUCUAGUGAUCACGCCGUUGACUGACCGCUGCUACUUGACGCUGAUGUGUGCUAUGCACCUGCGCUUCGGCGGUGCGCCCGCCGGCCCUGCUGGCACCGGCAAGACUGAGACUACCAAGGAUUUGGCGAAAGCGUUAGCGGUGCAGUGUGUGGUGUUCAACUGCUCAGAUCAGCUCGACUUCAUGGCUAUGGGCAAGUUCUUCAAAGGACUGGCGGCGUCCGGCGCGUGGGCUUGCUUUGACGAGUUCAAUCGGAUUGACAUUGAAGUACUAUCGGUGGUUGCUCAACAGGUGGUUACAAUUCAAAAAGCUCAAAUUGCGAAACAGGAUAGGUUUAUCUUUGAAGGUUGUGAGUUGCCGCUCAAGAUGUCCUGCUCCGUCUUCAUCACAAUGAAUCCGGGAUAUGCUGGUCGAACAGAAUUGCCGGAUAAUUUGAAAGCUCUGUUCCGUCCGAUCGCUAUGAUGGUACCUGACUACGCCCUCAUCGCGGAGAUCUCGCUGUUCUCUUACGGAUUCUACGAGGCCAAGAUCUUAGCGGGCAAGAUAACGACCACAUUCAGGCUUAGCUCUGAACAGUUGUCGUCACAGGACCACUAUGACUUCGGCAUGCGCGCGGUGAAGACUGUGAUCCUGGUGGCGGGGAACCUCAUCCGUCAGAUGCCGGACGGCGACGAGCGCCAAAUCGUGCUGCGCGCGCUCAGAGAUGUCAACGUACCCAAGUUCCUUGCUGAUGAUUUGCUGUUAUUUAAUGGUAUAAUAUCUGAUCUGUUCCCUCGUGUUGAGAUUCCUGUAGUAGACUACGGCAUAAUGGAACAGUCUAUCAGGAACAUACUAGUGAAGAGAGGUUAUGAUGAAUUGUACACGUUUAUCUUCAAGAUAAUUCAAUUAUACGAGACCACCGUGGUGCGACAUGGCCUCAUGUUGGUGGGACCAGCAGGAUCCGGAAAAACAAAAUGUUACGAGGUGCUACGCGACGCGUUGACAGCGAUUAAGGGCAAAUUGGCCCCAGACGGGUUCCCAUUCACCCCGGUGCACACGUAUGUCGUCAACCCCAAGUCUAUCACCAUGGGCCAGCUCUACGGAGAAUUUGAUCUGCAGACGCACGAAUGGACGGACGGUAUCUUGUCGAGUCUAGUGCGCGCCGGGAUCGCAGUCGAGGAUAUGGACAAACGCUGGUACAUCUUUGACGGGCCUGUGGACGCUGUGUGGAUAGAGAAUAUGAAUACUGUAUUGGACGACAACAAGAAACUAUGCCUAUCCAGUGGUGAGAUCAUGAAGAUGACGGACCGACAACGGAUGAUCUUCGAGGUGGCGGACCUGGCGGUGGCGUCUCCGGCCACGGUGUCGCGCUGCGGCAUGGUCUAUCUGGACGCCCAGGUGGUCGGCUUACCGCCGCUAGUCAAUGCCUGGUUAAAGAGCAAUCUGCCACCUAUAGGUGACAGUAUCCGCAGGCUGUUGCCGGGUUUGAUCGAGACGUACGUGUACCCCUCGCUGCAGCUGCUGCGCUCGCGGCUCACGGAGAUCGUGCCUUCAAUCGACAGCGCGCUCAUGCUCAAGUUUCUGGAACUGCUCGACUUCCGGCUGCGGCCCCUCACCGGCAAGGACGACCGCCCGCCGCCCGCGCCCCCUUUCCUCGCACUCAUGCCGAGACUGGCGCCGUGCUGGGUUGUGUGGUCUGUGAUCUGGUCCGUGGGCGCGACGUGUGACCACAACAGCCGCGCGGUAUUCUCAGACUUCAUGCGGGAUUUGAUGAGAGGUGCCGAUAUGAAAACACAGUUCCCAACCGAAGGGAGAGUCUACGACUACACAUUACACGAUGGCGGUUUCACGGACCUUACGGAAGAUGGUGAACCUGCCAAUCCUUACUGGUACAGUUGGAUGGCUAAUGUUGAAGAGUAUGAAGUGGAUCCAGAGCGACCUUAUUCAGAUAUCGAAGUGCCGACAAUGGACAACGUUCGCAGCGCGGCGCUGCUGGGCUACAAGGUGACUAACUACAACCACGCGCUGUGCGCCGGGCCCACCGGCACAGGGAAGACGGUCACCGUCUCCUCCAAGCUGUCUCGCGGUCUACACAAGAAGUUUAUCUGCGAAUUCAUCGUCUUCUCCGCGAGAACUUCCGCCAAUCAGACGCAGGAUGUGAUAGACAGCAAGCUUGAGCGUCGCCGGCGCGGCGUGUUCGGGCCGCCACCCACCAAGCGGCAGGUGUUCUUCAUUGACGACCUCAACAUGCCCGCGCUAGAGGUGUACGGCGCGCAGCCGCCUAUUGAACUGCUCAGACAGUUUAUGGACUUCUCGGGGUGGUACGACCGCACCAGUAUUGGAGACUUCAGGACGCUGGUGGACGUGGGCAUUGUGGCGGCGAUGGGCCCCCCCGGAGGCGGCCGCAACCCCGUCACCAUGCGCCUCAUGCGACACUUCCAUUACAUCUCCUUCACUGAGAUGGAGUAUAGCAGCAAGUAUGCAAUCUUUAGCGUGAUACUCAGUUCCUGGACGAGGAAUUUCAACAACGUUAAGAUUCGCGAGGAGCCGUUUUUGAAUAGUUCCAUUGAAGUAUUCAUGUCUCUGGUGGAGGAGCUGCUGCCGACGCCUACCAAGUCCCACUACACUUUCAACUUGCGGGACCUUAGCAAGGUGUUCCAGGGCAUCCUGAUGAUGGACCCGGCUUCCAUACAGGACGAAGAUCAGGUAAUAAGGCUGUGGUAUCACGAGCAUCUUCGGGUGUAUCAAGAUCGUCUUGUCAAUAAAGAAGAUAGGAUGUGGUUUGCGAAAUUGAUGAAUAAGAAAAUUGAGACACGUUUCGGUAAGAAACCGAAUGACAUCAUCGGAGGGAGACUCAUGUUGUUCGGAGACUUUAUGGACAUCGGUGCUGACGAUCGCAAGUACAUCGAGAUUCUCGACUGGGAUGAGAUGCACGAGAUUCUCCAGCACUACAUGGAGGACUAUAAUCUGUCGUCAACGGUGCCCAUCGACUUGGUGUUAUUCGAAGACGCGGUGUCGCACUUGUGUCGCAUCGCGCGCAUCGUGCGCCAGCCCAUGGCCAACGCGUUGUUACUGGGAAUGGGCGGCUCGGGUCGUCAGAGCUUGUCGCGCCUGGCGGCGCACAUGGCGGAGCUCAUUUGCAUCCAGAUUGAAAUCACCAAGUCAUACGGCAUGACGGAGUGGCGCGACGAUAUUAAACAGACUAUGAUCAAGGCGGGAGGCGAGAAUAGGGGCAUCGUCUUCCUUUUCUCAGAUGCACAAAUAAAAAUGGAAUCGUUCCUCGAAGACCUGAACAACGUGCUGAGCUCCGGCGACGUGCCCAACAUCUACGAGGCGGAGGACCUGGACCGCGUGUUCCAGCUGGUGCGGCAGGCGGCCAUGGAGCAGAACCUCGCGCCCACCAAGACCAAUCUGUUCGGCUGCUACCAGCGCCGCGUGCGCACCAACCUGCACAUCGUCAUUGUUAUGAGUCCCGUCGGAGAGAUAUUCCGUGCUCGACUGCGCCAGUUUCCCUCGCUGGUGAACUGCUGCACCAUCGACUGGUUCAGUGAGUGGCCCAAGACGGCGCUCGAGUCCGUCGCCAAACACUUCUUCGAGAAUAUGCCCGAGCUGCAGACGAACGACACUGUUAUACUUUCGAUGGUUUCGGUGUGCUGCUUCGCACACCAGAGCGUGGUGGACGCGAGCACGCGCUUCCUGGCGCGGCUGAACCGCCUCAACUACGUCACUCCCAUGUCCUACAUGGAGAUGCUCGCCGCAUACGCUGAGAUGUUCAAGAAGAAGCAAGCUGCUAUUCUGAAGGAAUCUAAUGCGUUGAAGACUGGUUUAAACAAACUAAACCAAACAGAAGUGGAAGUGAAGCAGUUGCAGAUCGAGCUGGCGGAGCUCAAGCCGAUGAUGGAGCGCGCCGCGGACGAAACCAAAAAAGUCAUCGAGCAGAUCGCGACAGACACUGCCAUAGCAGAGGAAGCUAGAAUCAAAGUGGAGAAAGAACAAGCUGUGGCGGAGAAAAUGGCAGGCGAAACAUCUGCGAUGGCUGAGGAGGCGCAAAAAGACUUGGACGAGGCUAUGCCAGCUUUAUUAGCCGCAGAGAAAGCACUGAAAGAACUAAAUAAGAAUGACAUAGUUGAAGUGAAGGCGCUAAAGAAGCCUCCGGCUGGAGUGAUGCUUGUUGUUGAAACACUCUGUGUAGUCUUUGACAUUAAGCCUAUAAAAGAGCCUGGUGCGAAUUUCGGUGAAAAAGUUUUAAACUACUGGAAGCCAGGGUCUCAGAUGCUUGCGGACCCUGGUGGCUUCCUGGAUUCGUUAAUGAAGUAUGAUAAAGAGAGCAUCACUGAGGAUAUGAUAAAGAAAUUGACGCGUUACGUGAAUAAUCCUGAUUACCAACCGGCCAAGAUUCAGAAGGUAUCAAAAGCUUGCAUGUCGCUGUGCAUGUGGGUGCACGCCAUGUAUAAGUACUACCACGUGAACAAAGCCGUUAAGCCCAAAAAGGACGCCCUCGCCAGAGCGACACAAGAACUCGCUGCAGUAGAAGCCGUACUUGCUAAUGCCAAGGCAAAAAUGCAAGCCCUACUAUUGGGUAUUGCCAAGUUAAAUGCUUACCUACAAGAAAAAGAGGAAGAAAAAAAGAGAAUGGAAGAAGACAUCAACCAGUGUCUGGCGAGAAUGGAUCGAGCUAACAGAUUGCUUAACGGCUUGUCAAGCGAACGAGUACGUUGGAUUCAAACCAUCAAAGACUUGGAUGUAGCUAUAGUUAAUUUGAUUGGAGAUAUUCUUCUUAGCGCGUGCGCCGUUGGUUACAUAACACCAUUCACCGAAGAGUUUCGUAAAGAAUUAUUGAUUGAAUGGAUCGAACAUAUGAUUGAAGUAGCAGUACCACAUACAGACGGUGCUACGCCACUCUCGGUUUUGGGUGACGCUGUACAGAUAAGGACGUGGCAGAUGUACGGUCUGCCCCGAGACCCGCUGUCGGUAGAGUCUGCGGUGUUGAUGACGAAUUCGCGAAGAUGGCCGCUCAUCAUCGACCCUCAAACGCAAGCUAAUAAAUGGAUCAGAGCUAUGGGUAAAAUAGAAGGGCUGAUCGUGUGCAAGCCAAACGACAGGGACCUGCUGAGAAGCUUCGAGUCCGCUCUGCGGUUUGGCAAACCCCUGUUACUGGAGAAUGUCGGACAAGAACUGGAUCCAGCGCUAGACCCAGUGUUGAAGCGUCAAUAUUUCCGACAAGCGGGCCAACUGGUACUAAAACUCGGAGACUCACUUAUUCCUUUCGCCGCGGGCUUUCGUCUCUACAUUACAACCAAGUUGCCUAACCCGAAGUACACGCCAGAGACUUCUGUCAAAGUGCAGAUUGUCAACUUUGCUCUUGUGCCAAGUGGUCUAGCAGAACAGCUCCUGUCUAUAGUGGUGGCGCAGGAGCGACCAGAUUUAGAAGAGCUGCGCGGGCAGCUGAUUGUGACGCGCGCGCAGAUGGCGGUGCAGCUGGCCGACAUGCAGUCUGACAUCCUGUACGGCCUCUCCAACAGCGAAGGCUCACCCGUAGACGAUUUGCCUCUCAUCUUGACCCUAGAGGCGAUCAAAAUAAAGAGCGCUGAGAUUAUUGUUAAAGUCGAAGAUAUUGAGAGGACUUCGAAGGAGAUCGACGAGGCUCGUCUCGACUACGUGCCGGUUGCCAACAGGGGACAGAUUCUGUUCUUCUGCCUGUCGGGCAUGGCCAACGUGGACCCCAUGUACCAGUACUCGCUCGAGUGGUUCGUCAAGCUUUUUGUAAGAAGCAUGGCUGAGACUGAAAUUGUUGAGGACAUAAUGGAGCGCGUGGAAAUAAUAAUCGAGCACUUCACGUUUCUGCUGUACCAAAACGUGUGCCGCAGUUUGUUUGAGCGUCACAAGCUGCUGUUUGCGUUUCUUCUCGCCGCGCGUAUCAAUCUAGACAAAGGCAUUAUCAAAAUGAACGAAUACAACUUUUUACUCAUCGGAGGCAAGAUUGAAGAAGAAAUGGAAAAUCCGGAGCCGAAGUGGAUAUCUGAGCGAAUGUGGCUUGACAUGCAACAACUAGCCUCGGUGCCCAGCAUGAACCAGUUCGUCAAAGACUUCCCUGAGCACACUAAAUUCUUCCGCACUUACUAUGAGGCUUGGAACCCACAUAAAAUGCCCUACCCUAAGCCUUUGGACAGUCAACUAGACUCCUUCCAGAAGUUGCUGGUGCUUAAAUGUCUGCGACCCGACAAGGUCAUACCUGGCUUCCAGGACUAUGUAGUGGUAAGCCUGGGCGCGCGUUUCGUGGAGCCGCAGCCAGCGGACCUCGCCGCGCUCUACGGCGAGUCUGACCCUCUCGCGCCCAUCAUAUUCGUGCUCUCCACUGGCACAGACCCUGCCGCUGAUUUAUUGAAAUUUGCCGAGAAAAUGAAGAUGGGUAAACGUUUCGAGAGCAUAUCACUGGGUCAGGGUCAGGGUCCGCUUGCAGAGAGCAUGAUGCGGAAUGGCUGUGAUUUCGGCAAUUGGGUCUUCUUUCAGAAUUGUCAUUUAUCGCCAUCUUGGAUGCCAGUUCUGGAAGUUAAUGUAGAACACAUUCAGCCAGAAGCCGUGCACAAGGACUUUCGGUUGUGGCUCACCUCCACUCCAUCGCCUUUCUUCCCUGUUGCCUUACUGCAGAAUGGUUAUAAAAUGACAGUGGAGCCCCCGCGCGGGAUUAAAGCAAACUUACUUAAAGCUUAUAUGAAUCAAGUUCCAGAUUUCAAUGAUUACAUCAAUUCUGGUGACAGCAAAGUGCCUAAUUUCAAGUGGCUACUGUUCUCUCUGUGUUUGUUCCACGGUGUAGUACUGGAACGGCGCAAGUUUGGUCCGCUCGGCUUCAAUAUCCCCUACGAGUUCACGGACGGCGACCUACGCAUUUGCAUUUCACAACUACACAUGUUCCUUACCGAGUACAUCGAAGUGCCGCUCAGGAUGCUGACCUACACUGCGGGGCACAUUAACUACGGCGGGCGCGUGACGGACGACUGGGACCGGCGCUGCCUACUCUACUUGCUGGCGGACUAUUACAACAUCUCCGUGCUCAGUGAACGGUAUUACUUCGACGAGAGCGGCGCUUACAAACAGCAAUCGUCGGCGGCGAAUAUAGAAGACUACACGAAGUACAUUCGCACGCUGCCGCUGAACGACGACCCCGCACUGUUCGGUCUGCACAGCAACGCUAAUAUCAGUUACGCCGUGUCCGAGACCAACCAGAACGUCAGUACUUUACGUGAUCUCCAACCAAAGGAGGUAAGCAGCGGAGAGGGAAUGUCGGCUGAGGAGAUGACGGAGCGCGCGGCGAAAGAUAUUUUAGAAGUCCUGCCACAUUUGCUUGAUCAACAAUACAUUGCUACUAACUAUCCCGUGUCCUACAAGGAAUCAUUGAAUACCGUGCUGAUACAAGAAGCGAUCAGAUAUAAUAAAUUGUUGGUUGCCAUCGGUAAUUCUUUAAAGGAUCUAUUAAAAGCCCUCAAAGGGCUGGUGGUGAUGUCGGAGGCUCUGGAGAGUAUGGCGGGCAGUCUGACGCGGCAAGUCGUGCCCACAAUGUGGAGUUCCAAGGCUUACCCUUCGCUUAAACCUUUAGGUGCGUGGGUGAAGGAUCUAUGCCAGCGCGUCCUGUUCAUGCAGCAGUGGGCGGAAGGCGGCAUCCCCAAGGUGUUCUGGAUCUCGGGCUUCUACUUCCCGCAGGCGUUCCUCACCGGGGCGCUGCAGAACUACGCAAGGAAGCACGUCAUCGCUAUCGAUACUAUAGCUUACGCUUUUGAGCCCCUGGCGGGGCCACCGGCGAAGAAGCCGGAAGACGGAUGCUGCGUGCGCGGCUUGUACCUGGAGGGCGCGCGCUGGAACAUGGGCGACAUGUCACUGGAGGAGAGCAGAGCCAAGGAAUUGUACACUGAGAUGGCAAUAAUCUACAUGAAGCCGGAGCAGGGUCACAAGCUGCAGCAGGGGCUGUACGAGUGCCCCACGUACAAGACGCUGCUGCGCGCUGGCACGCUGUCCACCACUGGCCACUCCACUAACUACGUGAUGACAAUAGAACUGGCCACGCAUAAACCACAAGCCCACUGGAUCAAGCGGGGAGUCGCGCUCUUCUGUGCUCUCGACUACUAGGACAACAGAAGUCGACGAUAAGAGAGAGACUGGCAAUUCAAUUUAAGAUGGCGCGUUUUCCUUUUGUGUAUAAAGAUAACGAGAGAAAAAGAGAUAGGUGUAGUUUAUCUUUACGCAUGGAUAUGAUGCAAAUUGAUGUUGUUUUGUUUUUUUAUUUGUUUUUUAAAUCCGUAUCAAGUUUCUAUUGUCAGUUGUAUUAAU
This is a messenger RNA of Papilio polytes (common Mormon), 12805 nucleotides long. Its product is annotated as dynein heavy chain 1, axonemal-like. NCBI's taxonomy places the organism in Eukaryota, Metazoa, Arthropoda, Insecta, Lepidoptera, Papilionidae. Gene Ontology annotation, biological process: microtubule-based movement. Bases 47 to 12604 code for a protein of 4185 amino acids. Gene Ontology annotation, molecular function: dynein light intermediate chain binding; ATP hydrolysis activity; minus-end-directed microtubule motor activity. Gene Ontology annotation, cellular component: dynein complex. The record is from RefSeq and is a predicted model, not a curated record. The transcript has 86 exons.